UAAUUCUUCGGUUAUUCUAAUCCCCAAAUAUGUUUAAAUGUGCUUCUUUUCUAACGAACGUACAGCAUUCCUGCUUCUUACAUAUGAAUUUUGAGUUUUUUUUUUUUCUAAGAAGGAGGAAGAAUAUUGACCCAUAUAGAAGGGAAAUGCUUUCAUGAUUUUAUUUUAGGUGAGCUGUAAAAGCCGGAUCGGAAUCACCUGUGAAGCCAAGGAGGUUGUUUACGUAAUGGCUCCAGUCUGUUAUGUAGGUCUUUCCAACCUAGAUUAAAGGGAAAAAAAAAGGCCGCUCAAGUCCCACCUUUUGCAGCGAACAGCUGAUUCUGUUUUCUCUUUUUAGCCAAUGGUGAUCAGAUAUUUCAGAAGGAAAUGGGGUGAGUCAUCUUCUGCAGAUAAGCUGAAAUAUUAAUAGUGCUAUCUCCAUCGGGCUCUCCUGCAGCCAGAGCGAGACUCCCGGAGCCAGCGAAGCGGCUACCGGCUGCAGAGGGCUGUGGGUCGGAAAGACGUGGAACCCGAAUACGACUUUGCACUUUGAGAUUAUUUUCCUUUCCAGUUCUCGGGCUUGAGCGAGUUUUUAGAACAGAUGGACUUGAAACCUGCCUGACCGCGGCCCCCCCACUGGAAGCCCUGCUGCGCUUAUCGCAGGAGUGACCUGGACACUGCCUUCUAGAGGUAAUGCCCACAGAAAGCGGAAGCUGUUCAAGUGCUCGCCAAGCAAAACAAAAACGCAAGUCACAUAGCCUUUCUAUACGAAGAACUAAUAGCUCAGAACAAGAGAGGACGGGACUACCAAGAGAAAUGUUGGAAGGCCAAGAUUCUAAACUGCCUUCUUCAGUUCGCAGUACACUUCUGGAACUGUUUGGUCAAAUAGAAAGAGAAUUUGAAAAUCUUUAUAUUGAAAACUUAGAAUUGCGUAGAGAAAUCGAUACUCUUAAUGAACGCUUAGCGGGUGAAGGACAAGCAAUUGAUGGGGCAGAAUUGAGUAAGGGCCAACUCAAAACAAAAGCCAGUCACAGUACCAGUCAGCUUUCUCAGAAGCUAAAGACCACGUACAAGGCUUCCACCAGCAAGAUCGUCUCCAGCUUUAAGACCACCACAUCAAGGGCUGUCUGUCAGCUUGUGAAGGAAUACAUUGGUCACAGGGAUGGCAUCUGGGACGUCAGUGUUGCAAGGACACAGCCAGUGGUGCUUGGGACAGCAUCUGCUGAUCACACGGCAUUAUUGUGGAGCAUAGAAACUGGGAAAUGUCUUGUCAAAUAUGCAGGUCAUGUGGGCUCAGUAAAUUCUAUAAAAUUUCAUCCUUCAGAGCAGUUGGCUCUUACUGCUUCUGGAGAUCAGACUGCUCAUAUCUGGAGAUAUGUGGUACAGCUGCCGACACCUCAGCCUGUUGCUGAUACUAGUCAGCAAAUUUCUGGAGAAGAUGAAAUAGAGUGCUCUGAUAAAGAUGAGCCUGACAUUGAUGGAGACGUGUCCAGUGACUGCCCUACCGUUAGGAUGCCGCUGACAUCUCUCAAAAGCCACCAGGGUGUAGUUAUUGCUGCUGACUGGCUGGUUGGUGGGAAGCAGGCAGUGACAGCCUCAUGGGACAGAACAGCGAACCUCUAUGAUGUGGAGACAUCUGAACUUGUUCAUUCUCUGACAGGGCAUGACCAGGAGUUAACACACUGUUGUACUCACCCCACCCAGCGGCUUGUGGUAACUUCCUCCCGUGACACGACUUUCCGUCUCUGGGAUUUCAGGGACCCUUCCAUCCACUCUGUGAAUGUUUUCCAAGGACACACGGACACUGUGACCUCUGCUGUGUUCACCGUGGGAGACAAUGUGGUUUCAGGCAGUGAUGACCGCACAGUGAAAGUCUGGGAUUUAAAGAAUAUGAGAUCUCCAAUUGCGACAAUUCGCACAGACUCUGCCAUUAAUAGGAUCAAUGUAUGUGUUGGCCAAAAAAUCAUAGCCCUCCCCCACGACAACCGGCAAGUGCGAUUGUUUGAUAUGUCAGGAGUACGACUAGCGCGGCUUCCCCGGAGCAGUCGGCAGGGCCAUAGACGGAUGGUGUGCUGCUCGGCGUGGAGUGAAGACCACCCCAUAUGCAAUCUAUUCACUUGCGGGUUUGAUAGGCAAGCUAUUGGUUGGAACAUCAACAUUCCCGCAUUGUUGCAAGAAAAAUAAGGUCACCAGCGUUCCUUAGUUUCACGGUUUGCCAUGGACUCUUGAUGCAGGUUCUUCUGCAUAUUAAUCAGCCAUCUUAGUGAGCAUUUGACCCUGGGAAGGGUGCCUUGUAUAUGUUCUUUCACAUUGUGCCCAGCUUGCAUGAAAUGUACAGACAGAUGUAUGAUCCUAUCUCUUAUUUUUGUCUCGAGUGUAUAUAUAUUGGCAUCCUCUGGUCAGUUAGAUGUGAAGCUCACCUUCCAUGUAGCACAUAAAGUGCUUGUGAGUUGUUGAUGUUUGACAGACAGAACAGUAGGGCAUUACAUUUGUGUGAGCUAUAUGUGAACCUGUGUACUUGUGAGGCAUAAAUGGUCUGUUACAUUUUCUGAAGUAACUAUCCAUAUCUACCUUGUACUGGGGAGACUGCAGAGCUCAUUGGUGAUGGCUAGCGAGUGUCAGGAAUGAUCAAAGAUUUCCUAUUUGCUUUUGUAUGAAGCUUUAGCAUGUGCUAUUGUGUAAUUCCAUUUCAACUCUAAUUUGUGUUCUCAUUUGCAGCAGUUGUGCAAAGAGUUUCUUUUGAGAGGAAAACAUUUCUGCUCUUUUUAUAGAAAACCAUUUCAAUCUUCUGAGGUCUCAUACUAGCAAAUUCUAAAAUAUGAUGAUUCUAAUUACUGAUUUUAGAUAUUAUACAAUUCAAAGCACUUUAGUUUAUAGCUGUGAUUAUAACAGUUUUAGAAGUUUCAAAUGAUUCUCCAUGGACUGUGACUUGACCUGUCUAAGAAGGCCUUGCUACCUGGAAACAAAACCCUAUUUAUUUUCUACAUCUUUGGUUUGCAUAUUUCUAAAUGGAUUUGAGAGCCAAGAAUGCAGAUAAAUGAGUACUACCUCAAAAAUAAACAUCUGGGAAACUUUGGAGCCUCACUGUUGGCUAUUGAAAGCACUUUGGAUUUAUAGCUGGAAACUGAAUUCAAUGUAGAAGGCAAGAAAGACAGUCAUACUAGACGUAUCCUGAAGGUGAAAAGUUUUACAGUUGGGCCAGUGCGGUGGCAGCAGGGCAUUCAGCUCACAGGGAGCACGAAGCCUCUGUGUUGAGCACGGGGCUGCCUCUCAGUGCCAAACCUACUGCUGCAUGAGUGACCUUCUUAGAGAUUCUUGCCUUCUUAGAGAUCACUGUUCAUCUGAUACUUGUAACUUCAUGUUUCUUACUGAGUUACAGUUUUGAUAGACAUCUCAGUUACUGCCCCUCCUAUUUUAAUCCUUUACAUGAGGCUCUUUGCAGGCUGACCACUUGGAGAGACACAGGGAGGUAAUACACACCAUUGUCAGUUUCGGGUGGUGCAGGAAGGCGUCUGAGCUGGUAGUGGUAGGAAGCUUGGUAGGAUGGAUGCCGUAAUGCAUAGGCUGUCUUGAGUGUCCUUCGGUGGCACACACCACGGAUGAGCAGCACCUUGUUCUUGGCACCUUUGAUUUGGGCCCUAAGGAGCUGAUCUUAGGCGUUUCACACCUACUCAUUCAGAAUGAGUUCUUUAAGUAAUUCUGUUUUUUUAAACUAAAAAAUAUGUUGUAUUUUUAAAGUCUGGCCUUUGUUGAUUACAAGUCUGCCCAGACUUUGAGCUAUCUUUGAGAGCUGAGUCAGGCUGGUCACUGUGGUUGAUUAGAAUUUCAAGGUCCAGCUCCCCUGUCCUGAGUAUCUUUUGCUUGAUGAGGGAGUUCUGUAUCAAGAUGUUCCCUGUGGCCUACUUGACCUUACUGAGAGAUGAUUGCAACGUCACUCUCUCUGGGUAUGUAAAACCAUGUUCUUAGAGCACUUGCAUUUUAAUCUGAUAGUCAAGAUACCGUAGAGUGAUAGGCACAUUGAAAAAUGUAUACAAAUGCAAAUGCUAAAUCAAACUUGAGAAACAGAUCUCUGCCAGACAAAAGUUUGGAGCUUUAAAAAAAAUCUGUAUGCAGACUAGUGAUCCUCACUGCCAGCAGCCUCACUUCUCGCUGCCUGGAGAGAUUAGCCUCUGACAGCUGGAAUGAGACUCUGCACUCAUUUCCAUGAGGGCAGAAGACCCUAAGGUGCUCACGCAGAGUUCUCAGGAGCAGGAUGUGACUUACUGUUAACUACUGUGUCAUUUGACGUGGUCUCAUCCCACUGCUGGGGCCACAGUGUUGUUAUCUGCAGGAGUUUCUUACUGGGGAUAGGACAUGCAUGCUCAUGGGUGUGUGCAAGCUUGUAUGCAUGUGGCUAAGGAAAGUCAUGCCAUCAGCCACGGGUGAUCUUAUUAGAAAUAGUGUUCUGAGGUAGGAACACUACUAUGUGCUGAAGUGUCCAGAAUUUCAUUUAAUAAUGGAAGGAAAAUGUGUGGUCACUAAAAUGUGCAUUGUUAGAAAACUUAAGAGAUUUGUUAUUGGACAGAACAACCCUUUCCCCCUGUAAUCGCUGCACACCAUUUAUGUAGAGUCAAAAGUUCUGUACAUAUUUUGGAAUCUGAAGACUGUGUAAAUCAUUGUUUCUUAAAUCUGUGAAAAUGAGUUUCUUUGGGAAAAGUAUGCAUUUAUAAGUGUUAUGUGGAAUCAGUUAUUUUUAGUGUAUUGAUGUAAUUGUUUUUAAGUGUUCAAUGUCUUCAUUCAAUAUGAAAGUCAUUAAAACAUCCAUGUUCCAUUCUUA
Molecule: messenger RNA, 4795 nt
Organism: Nannospalax galili (Upper Galilee mountains blind mole rat)
Lineage: Eukaryota; Metazoa; Chordata; Mammalia; Rodentia; Spalacidae
Gene: Wdr37
Product: WD repeat domain 37
Exons: 14
Coding region: 673-2163 (496 amino acids)
Cellular component (GO): preribosome, large subunit precursor
Molecular function (GO): protein binding
Source: RefSeq, a predicted model, not a curated record